Hansenula ciferrii is the source of this 1686-nucleotide messenger RNA. It is a transcript of the gene CNA1, whose product is annotated as calcineurin catalytic subunit A. The transcript has a single exon. Gene Ontology annotation, biological process: fungal-type cell wall organization; calcineurin-mediated signaling. Gene Ontology annotation, cellular component: cytoplasm; calcineurin complex. The record is from RefSeq and is a predicted model, not a curated record. Lineage: Eukaryota; Fungi; Ascomycota; Saccharomycetes; Phaffomycetales; Wickerhamomycetaceae. The coding region runs from base 1 to 1686 and encodes 561 amino acids. Gene Ontology annotation, molecular function: calmodulin binding; calmodulin-dependent protein phosphatase activity.
AUGUCAUCAGCUCAACAAAAUUCUGAAAAAAUUGAUGCAGCUUUAAGAGCUUUAAAUAAAACACCAAAUCAAACUCGUGAUUUUUCAAUUCAUAUUACAGAAGAUGGUCAAAAAGUUUCAACAAAAAAUCGUAUAAAUAAUAAUGUACCACCAAUUAUAAAUAAAAAACCUUCAGAUAAUGAAUUAUUCUUAUCAAAUGGUAUACCCAAUUUAGAUUUUUUAAAAAAUCAUUUCCUAAGAGAAGGUAGAUUAACUGAAGAACAAACUAUAAAAAUUUUAAAAAUGGGUUCAGAUGUCUUGAGAAAAGAACCAAAUUUAUUACAAGUUCCUGCUCCAAUUACUGUUUGUGGUGAUAUUCAUGGUCAAUAUUUUGAUUUAAUUAAAUUAUUUGAAGUUGGUGGUGAUCCAAAAGAUACUUCAUAUUUAUUUCUUGGUGAUUAUGUUGAUAGAGGUUCUUUUUCAAUUGAAUGUUUAUUAUAUUUAUAUUCAAUUAAAAUUACUUAUCCAAAUACUUUUUUCCUUUUGAGAGGUAAUCAUGAAUGUAAACAUUUAACUGAUUAUUUUACAUUCAAGAUGGAAUGUUUACAUAAAUAUUCAUCAAAUGUUUAUAAAGCUGCAUGUGAUUCAUUUAAUACAUUACCUUUAGCUGCUUUGAUGAAUGGUCAAUAUUUUUGUUGUCAUGGUGGUAUAUCACCAGAAUUAAAUAAACCUGAAGAUUUAAAUAAAAUUGAUCGUUUUAGAGAACCUCCAACAAGAGGUUUAAUGUGUGAUAUUUUAUGGAGUGAUCCAAUUGAAGAUUAUGAUGAAAAUACAGAUGAUGAUGCCCUGUUUAUACCAAAUAAUGUUCGUGGUUGUUCUUAUGCUUAUACAUUUAAAGCUGUUUCAAAUUUCCUUACAAGAAAUAAUUUAUUAAGUGUUAUUAGAGCUCAUGAAGCCCAGGAUGCAGGUUAUAGAAUGUAUAAGAGAACUGAAACUAUGGGUUUCCCUUCAUUAUUAACAAUGUUUAGUGCACCAAAUUAUUUAGAUACUUAUAAAAAUAAAGCUGCAGUUUUAAAAUAUGGUAAUAAUGUUAUGAAUAUUAGACAAUUUAAUUAUACACCACAUCCUUAUUGGUUACCAAAUUUUAUGGAUGUUUUCACUUGGUCAUUACCAUUUGUUGGUGAAAAAAUUACAGAUAUAUUAGUUUCAGUUUUAAAUAUUUGUACUGAGGAAGAAUUAGAUGAAGAUACUCCAUUAGAUGAAAAUUUCAAUAAAAUUGAACCUAUUCCACAACAAUCAAAUGUUCAAACAUCACCUGAACCAAUUGAAGUUGAAAAUGAAUCAUUAUUGAAAAAACGUGCAUUACGUAACAAGAUUUUAGCAAUUGGUAGAGUUUCAAGAAUGUUUCAAAUCCUUAGAGAGGAAUCUGAAAAUAUUGAUAAAUUAAAACAAUUAACAGGAGGAAAAUUACCAAAAGGUUCAUUAUUAGGAGGUUCAGAUGGAUUAAGAGAACAAAUUAAUAAUUUCCAAGAUGCAAAAAAAGCAGAUUUAGCUAAUGAAAAAUUACCACCAACUCAUAAAGAAAUUGAAUUAGAAGAUAAAGAACGUGAAGAACGAAUUUUAAAAAAAAUUGAUGAUUCUGUUGAACAUGAUCCAAAAAUUCAAAGAUUAGCAAGAAAAUAUUCAAAUUCAAAUUUUAAUAGAUGA